GUGUAUGUGUGUGUGUUUGUAUCAGGGAUGUCACGGGCUGAGGAAAAAUCGGUGAGGGUUUGAAAAUUAUUUUCCUUGGAUUGGGUGUUCGUGUCGGGAAAAGUCCGGAUAUUUUGUUUCUGUUAACUAGGCCCGUCCCUGCUUUUCUCCCCUUUUACCCGUCCCUUAGCCUUCCCUUCCCUUUUCCCCGUCCCUAACUUUACCCGUUCUUCCCGUCCUUCCUGCCCUUCCCGUCCCUUUUCCUUCCCUUCCCCGUCCCUUUCCAAGAUUUAUUCAAAUAAUGAUAAGGAAAGAUAAAAAGGAUUAACAUCUUCUAUAAAAAAUACCCCCCCCCCCCCACAUUCCUUUGUUGGUCUCUAAACUUUAAUUUUUUUAAUUUAAAAUAACCGGAAACCACCAAAAAAUAUUUAAAAAUAUUUUAUUAGGUCAGAUUUCAAAAAAAAUUUUUAAAAGAAUGUACUAAUCCCUCCUCUCCCAUCUUUGAUGUUUUAUAAACAAUUUGUUUCGAAAUUGGUGCAAAAAAGAAAAAAUUGGAGAGGUAAUGGUUAGUGACAGACUUUUUUGUUGUAAACACGCGGGAAAGGGAAGGGGGAAUGACGGGGUUAGUGUGUGUAGUCUAAGGCUGUCCCAGUCGCCAUUCAUUUACACUUUCCUCAUAAAAAACUGCAAGGGGCUACCAAGUAGAGAUAAAAAGGGGGUCUUUUAGGCGCGAACUUUUUUGUUAGCUGAGCACAGAUUUUUGGUUUUUAAUUUUUAUAAUUUUUUUAAAAUUAAUUUUUCGAUUUUCUGUUCAGGUGUCAAGCAGCGAAUGAUUAAAAAUAUUUAGGUUAUUCAAAAUCUUGAAAUAAAUUUAAUAAUUAUGAUCUCUUAAAAAACCUUAAGGGAUAAAAAAAGGGGGAGAUUAUUUUUAAGAUUUUCUGUCGGCUUUUUCAGAAUUUAGGGACCAACUACAAUUUAUCAAAAAUAUAUUUUACAAAGUAUUUUUGAAAUUGGAAUUAUCUAUAAAACAUUUUUGACAGUUUUUGACAUUUUUAUAAGGCAGCGCCUAAACAUCCCCCUUCCCCCUCUUCUCCAUUAAAAGCAUGUUGAAUAUUUUAUUGUAUCUCCUCUUUUUUCCUUCCACCCUCAAAAAGCUCUUUAUUUUUUUCUCAUUUUUUCUCGUGCCAUUCCCUUAAAAAACAAAUCAAUGUCAUCCCGUCUAGUUUUUUUUCUAUGUCCAUUUGUCUUUUUUUUUAAAUAAUGGCCGGCUUUUUUGUUAUUAAAAAAUUUUUUUUUUGCAAUUUUACAUAAAGGGGAAUUAUUAAAUAAAGGAAAGAGAAUAGAAGAAGGAGGGGAGUUUCU
This is a messenger RNA of Meloidogyne enterolobii, 1341 nucleotides long. NCBI's taxonomy places the organism in Eukaryota, Metazoa, Nematoda, Chromadorea, Rhabditida, Meloidogynidae. The record is from the annotation of a GenBank genome assembly.